UAUUGUUGGCUAUUAUAAUGUUAACGCAUUAUAUACUAUUGAUAGUAAUGAGCAAACAAACAAUGAAACCGAAAAGUCUAUCUAUAUAUGCGGCGGUGGGAGUGAUAAGGCAUCGACACUGUCGACAUGUUUUCAAUAUAAUACCAGUGCCCGGGUUUGGCAACCAAUAGCCGAAAUGUCUACCAAACGUAUUGCGUUUGCAUUAGUUUCAAACAGGGAUUCAAAAUUGUAUGCAAUGGGCGGCUAUAAUCCAUUGUCCCGGGAGUUAUAUACCACUGAAACAUAUGAUAUCGAAACAAAUACGUGGACAACAUUUGCACCAAUGAAACUAAAAAUCAAACAAUUAGAUGCAGCAGUUAUUAGACAUACAAUGUUUGUUUGCGGCGGUUUUUAUGACGGUGACACCUAUAAACAGUGUCAAUAUUAUUUAGCCGGUAAGGAUGAAUGGCAGCUGAUUAAGGACAGUAUGAUAACGGAAAGGCGUGAACUGGCACUGGUUGCCAACGAUGACUAUUUGUAUGCUAUCGGCGGCAAUAGUCAAGUAGUGGCCAAUGAAACAACAAUGGAAAGAUGGGACCUGUUAAACAAUGGUUGGACCCAGGUAGAAAAGUUGACAUCACCAAGGUCAGCAUUUGGUGCCAGCUCAUUGUUGGGCAAAAUCUAUGUGUGCGGCGGUUGGGGACUACAGGGGGACAGUAGUGACGGAAAGUCAUGCGAUAGAUAUGAUCCGGAAACAGAUGAAUGGCAACCAAUUGCACCAAUGUUAUCCAAAAGGCGUGCAUUUAAAUUGGUUACAUUGGAUGAUAAGCUAUAUGCUCUGGGUGGUUUUAUGGAUCAUGAAUUAACAAAUACGGUUGAAGUAUACGAUUAUGAACUAAAUCAAUGGCAAUACACCAAACCAUUACCCGAAAAACUUGCGGACUUUGCGGCCACUGUGGCAUAAACAAGUUGAAUGGAUAGUGGAAA
Oppia nitens is the source of this 966-nucleotide messenger RNA. Its product is annotated as kelch-like protein 17. The transcript is spliced from 9 exons. Gene Ontology annotation, molecular function: protein binding. Lineage: Eukaryota; Metazoa; Arthropoda; Arachnida; Sarcoptiformes; Oppiidae. The coding region runs from base 176 to 943 and encodes 255 amino acids. The record is from RefSeq and is a predicted model, not a curated record.